AUGACCGGAACGGUAGCGCAGCGGAUAGCUGCUGCUGCACCGUUGGCGUUAUUUCUUGCUGUAAUCGGGUUCGCCUCGUGGGCUGGUCGGGAUCAGUUGAAAGCUGCCGUUGAGGCAUCUGGAGCUUUCGUCGCCGCACAGUUUGGUCAAGGCAGACCUGUGCAACCCUCUGUUGAUCAAAAAGCGACGCCGGUGAAAGGACCCACGAGCACAGGAAAAGCUGCUGCCGGCGCAGCUAUAGGACCUGGUGCUGGCACGUCAUCUGAAGUAACCCAAAGGGUUAUCGUUGAGAUCGAAGAUAAGGGACGCAAAUUGCAGAUCUUGGACGUUCCCAUUCCGGAGGACUGCUAUCCGCAACAGCACACAGAUUAUGCCGGUGACGCGGUGGUGUGGGGCCUCGGCCACAAGAGGGCAUCAGCAGCUGAGUGUUGCCAGGCCUGCAGAGACCACCAGCUGAAGGCCGGGGGCAACAUGCCUUGCAACAUCUGGGUCUGGUGCGGUGAUCCUAGCGGGAUUUGCUGGACCAUGGAGAUCAACCACCAAGGCGCCUUUUCUGCGGAUUUCCGUGCGGUGCAUCGAACUGCCCCCGAAUUCGUACCCUGGGUGGCGGGUGUCGUACCCGUCAAGGCCAAGACAGCUGCAACAGCUCGGCGGCGCCUGCGGACGACAGGCGCCUAA
Messenger RNA from Volvox carteri f. nagariensis, 678 nucleotides. RefSeq lists its product as uncharacterized. The transcript has 7 exons. Bases 1 to 678 code for a protein of 225 amino acids. The record is from RefSeq and is a predicted model, not a curated record. NCBI's taxonomy places the organism in Eukaryota, Viridiplantae, Chlorophyta, Chlorophyceae, Chlamydomonadales, Volvocaceae.